AAAUUUACACGAUGGACUACUUCCUAGAUGAAGAAGAUGAAGACAUUUUCUUAGAAGAAAUGGACUUCCUGCUUGCAACUUAUUUAAACAUCCCUUCUGAGGGAUAUGAUGAGUUUCAAGAUGUACCAAGAGGCCCGAUUGGUCUGGAAUAUGAUGACCAGUUUUCAUGUCCAAGACUCAAGAAAAUCGCCUUUACCCCUGAAAAUCAUCGGUUUUCUAUUAAUGUAAAGGUCUCUAAGAGGAACAAGAAAAGAGAGCUUUUAAACUUUUUGAAGAAUUAUGGGCAUCUUGAGCUGACAAAUUUAUGAAUUCGUUCAACUUCUGGCUCAAUUCCAUUACCAAUAGGACCAAUGCUUCCUUCUGUUAUGAAAAUGCUGCCCAGAGUUACUUCUCAGUGAAAGCUAUAUAUGCUUGAUCUGAAGAGUAAGCAAAUAGCUCAUAUUCUGUAUACUCUUUCGACAAGUAUAGCCACUGAGAUUGAGUUAAAUCGUUGUAAAAUCGAGCCAGUCAAAUCAGUUGUUUUACCUAGAACACCCUCAUUGGUUCAUUUCUUGACAAUCAUGAAAUGAAUGAAGACAUCUGGAUCAGGAGAUGAUAGAACUAAUCAAAGAUGAGUUUGUAAAGAUAUGCUUUCUCCCAACCACCAGCCAUGAGCCUCUAACUUAUCUUAUGUCAGCCUCUAUGAUCCUGAAAUAAUAUCAAUUCUAGAACUAAUGAGCUUAUGGGGAGUUACCCGAACAAUAGAAAACGUAACAAUAGGAUUUUACGGCACCGACGUUGAAUUCACUUCCAUACGUAAGAUAAAGAAAGAUCUUGGGUACAAAAAGAGCUUCUUCCGGUUGAUUAACUACUCUGAAAAGGAAUCAAGGAGCCAACAGUAAUUAAAAUUACAGGCCUUCUCAUAAUUUCAACCC
This is a messenger RNA of Moneuplotes crassus, 914 nucleotides long. The record is from the annotation of a GenBank genome assembly. Lineage: Eukaryota; Ciliophora; Spirotrichea; Euplotida; Euplotidae.